AUGAGUCUGCGUCCGUACGAGCGAUGGGACGAGUCCCUCGACGAAUUACUACGCGACUUUGCACUUGUUCCUGAAGAAGACAGCGUCAAGUGUCGCGAGGAAAUCAAGGCCAAGUUUCUCACUCCAAAAUGGGAUUUGGACAACGCAUGGCUAGCACAGGCGCAGCUACAUUGGGAUCGUGAGCCGGACUAUGAAAAUAUGCUUUCUAUGGAUCCAGCUCCAAGCACAACCUCUUUACAAUUUAUCCGCUCUGGGUUGCGCGGCGAUGUUGUUGGGUACCGCGAGGUGAUCUCCACCGAUGCCAUUCCUGAGCUGCACGACGGCGAGAAACUAAACAUGUCCAUGCAGCGCCCUGUAGGGAAUACAGGGUCUUACGUACGUGGUGCUUCCGAUGCGGUACCUUUCAAACCCGGAGGUCUUGAGGACGAUGCCGUGAACCAGCAUGGAGCGCAUGACGUGGGCGAAGAACCGACAAAUUUACGCAGCGUUCCCCCUGGAUUUAAGCAUGGUCUCCUAGACGAUAUGCAAGACGAUGGAUCUUGGAAUUUGAAUGAUAGCGUUGCACCACUGCACGAAAGCGGCUCUACGGACCACACUGUCAUUACCGCUACCGCCGAUGGCCUCUACCGCCUGCCCGAAGAAGCGCGUGCGCCGGAGAGUGAGGACGCUGUGGUAGACGAGUUACUUCCCGUCGAAUCUAUUCCGCGCAUGUUUCACGGUGUUCAGGUUCAGCCUCACCAGGAGAAACGCGAGUGGGCACAUGCGGUCGACGCGACCAGGCAAAUGACGAAUUUCGACACACUCGUCCCCUACAUGGCGCAUCAGUUUCCCUUUGAGCUGGACACAUUCCAAAAACAGGCUGUGUACCAUCUGGAGCGCAAUGAAUCCAUUUUUGUCGCCGCACAUACCUCGGCGGGCAAGACCGUCGUGGCUGAAUAUGCCAUUGCCUUGGCGAUGAAACACUUGACGCGCUGUAUUUACACCUCGCCUAUCAAAGCGCUUUCGAACCAAAAAUUCCGUGAGUUUAAGCACACAUUUGGCGCGGACAAUGUAGGCAUUCUCACCGGCGAUGUGCAAAUCAACCCCGAAGCGCCGUGUCUGAUCAUGACCACGGAAAUUCUGCGAAGCAUGCUGUACCGCGGCGCCGAUUUAAUCCGCGACGUUGAGUUUGUAAUUUUUGACGAAGUGCACUAUGUCAAUGACCAGGAGCGUGGUGUGGUAUGGGAAGAGGUGAUCAUCCUUCUUCCUUCGCACGUGAAUAUUGUACUGCUUUCCGCAACCGUGCCCAACACGAUGGAGUUUGCGGGGUGGGUUGGCCGCACAAAAAAGAAGGAUGUGUAUGUGAUUUCCACACGCAAACGCCCAGUGCCACUCGAGCACUUUUUGUACGCGGGCAAAAACUUGCACAAGGUUGUGGACGCCAGCGGCCGUUUUCUCUCUAGUGGCGUUAGCACUGCGACGGACGCUAUGAAAUCUAAGCAGCAUCUGAACGACGCACCAGGUACGCGUGGAAAAGCUCCCGUCCGGGGCCGUAGCGGCACAGGUCGAGGCGCACGCGGUGGCGGAAUACGGCGUCCCAUGAACCAGUUUCACGACAAGUCUUUGUGGGUCAAUCUUAUAGGUGUGCUGCGCAAAAAUGACUUACUACCCGUCGUGGUCUUUGUCUUUUCCAAGAAGAAAUGCGAAGAGUACGCGGAUAGUUUGCCCAAAACGGAUCUGUGCUCGAGCAAGGAAAAGAGCGAGGUGCAUGUUAUUAUUGAACGAAGCCUCACGCGCUUGAAAAAGGUGGAUCACGACCUGCCGCAGAUUUUGCGCACGCGCGACAUUCUGAGUCGAGGCAUUGGUGUCCACCACGGUGGUCUGCUCCCAAUUAUGAAAGAGCUCGUCGAGAUUCUAUUUCAGCGCGGGCUGGUCAAAGUUCUCUUUGCGACCGAAACGUUUGCAAUGGGAGUCAACAUGCCGGCGCGCUCAGUUGUCUUUAGCGGGACGAGGAAGCACGACGGCACUGCUUUCCGCGAGCUGCUACCGGGCGAAUAUACGCAAAUGUCAGGUCGUGCAGGACGUCGUGGCUUGGACGCUACCGGCGUUGUGAUCGUCAUUCCUCCCGACGAUGGCAUUGACAUCAAUAUGCUCAACAAAAUGAUGCUCGGCCAAUCGAGCAAACUCCAGUCGCAGUUCCGCAUUACGUACAGCAUGGUGCUCAACCUCUUGCGCGUCGAGGCACUCAAAGUCGAGGAAAUGAUUAAGCGUUCCUUUUCCGAAAAUUCUACGCAGCGCUUGCUCCCCGAGCAGCAGAAAAAACUGCGCGACAUCGAGACACGCCUUGGUGCGCUGGAGGUGGAGCUGAAAUCGUGCACGAUUCCCUUGCUCGACUUGGAGCGCUUGUACGACGCAUCUAACAGUGCUGUGAAUAGGAGCGAAACGCUCAUUGCACUUGCCUACCAUCAUUCACAGGGCAGCAAAUAUUUGGGCACUGGCCGCGUUGUGCUUUUGCGCGACGGUUUCUUCAACUUUACGCCAGCCUUUAUUGUACGCCAAGUCGUCGGCGAGCACUUUUUGGUGCUUGCUGCCAUGGCGCCAGACGAGCGACGCGCGAAACCUGUGCGCACUGACCUCGUCACCCCCAUGUGGGUAUCCGUGGAGCUGGUAAACAAGAUGCAGACAAAAGACCUCGUCACAGAGAUGCGCGAAGUGCCACUUUCCAGUAUUUUGUUUGUGACAACGUAUGUCGAGACAAUCAAUGCAGCUGCCAUCUAUUCACGCCGUGCCUCUGCGCUGCGCCAAGCGCUGGAGCAGCUGCGCCCGGUGAUGGACACGAUGCAUGCACAGCUGCUCGAAGCGGGACCUAACGCAGCCGUUGCCGUGACGCAAUUUGAGGCCGACUGGGCGAAGCUGCGGCGCCUCGACUUUCAAGAAGCCAAACAGGCGCGCGAUCUUGUUUUCCAAGAGCUCAUUCCCUUGCAAGCAGUGAUCCAAGCGCCUCAUUUUCUGCGCGAAUACCAGCUGAUGCACCGGCGCAAAGGCUUGGAGCACCAAAUUGCGUGCAUCAGCGCAAGCCUCUCGGAUCAGAAUCUGGACUUGCUGCCCGACUACCACCAACGUGUGGAUGUGCUCAAAGCGCUGCGGUUUAUUGAUCCUGUUGCAGAAACGGUUCUGCUUAAAGGACGCGUUGCGUGCGAGAUUAAGAGUGCGAAUGAGCUGAUUCUCACCGAGCUCAUCCUGGACAAUACAUUCAUUGAGUACGAACCCGAAGAGAUUGCUGCACUCCUGAGUGUGUUUCAUUUUCACGACAAGUCGUCCGAAGAGCCCAAGCUUCCUCUGCGGCUUGCACAGGGCUACGAACAGAUCGUCGAGGUGGCCGACCGCGUGUCGGCUGUGCAGACCGCGAAUCAACUUGCCGCGGAAGACGACGCCAACUCACUCAAGACCGGGCUUAUGUUGGUCGUGUAUGAAUGGGCCAAAGGCACCAGCUUUAACGAUAUUAUGCAUCUGACCAGCGUUGGCGAAGGUAUCAUUGUGCGCAGCAUCACGCGCUUGGACGAGACGUUCCGCGAAAUUCGCGAUGCCUCGCGUGUGAUUGGCGAUAUGGAUCUGUUCCAAAAAAUGGAGACGUGUCAGCAAAUUAUUCGGUACGUAUCUACAACAUGCUAA
This is a messenger RNA of Malassezia vespertilionis, 3651 nucleotides long. It is a transcript of the gene SKI2, whose product is annotated as Antiviral helicase ski2. The record is from RefSeq and is a predicted model, not a curated record. Gene Ontology annotation, biological process: nuclear-transcribed mRNA catabolic process, 3'-5' exonucleolytic nonsense-mediated decay. Gene Ontology annotation, cellular component: Ski complex. NCBI's taxonomy places the organism in Eukaryota, Fungi, Basidiomycota, Malasseziomycetes, Malasseziales, Malasseziaceae. Gene Ontology annotation, molecular function: RNA helicase activity; RNA binding; ATP binding. The coding region runs from base 1 to 3651 and encodes 1216 amino acids. The transcript has a single exon.